Sphaeramia orbicularis (orbiculate cardinalfish) is the source of this 5677-nucleotide messenger RNA. RefSeq names its product F-box and leucine-rich repeat protein 16 (gene fbxl16). The transcript has 7 exons. Lineage: Eukaryota; Metazoa; Chordata; Actinopteri; Kurtiformes; Apogonidae. Gene Ontology annotation, cellular component: SCF ubiquitin ligase complex. Gene Ontology annotation, molecular function: protein binding. The coding region runs from base 462 to 1976 and encodes 504 amino acids. The record is from RefSeq and is a predicted model, not a curated record. Gene Ontology annotation, biological process: SCF-dependent proteasomal ubiquitin-dependent protein catabolic process.
AUUUGUGCGCUCAGUGCUGCUCCGGCUACCCUAUGCUAUCUCUUUAAACCAGACAGAGCUGCCUCGCUGUGCGUGUGUGUGAAGGAGAAAUUACGAGACAGAGGGCCACUGUUGUGGAGGAGGACUAAGCAAAAAAAAAAAAAAAAAAAAAAAAAAAGAAAAGAAAAAAAAAAAGCACAACAGAGAAGCUCUUCUGCGGGCAUUUAAAGGCUUUGGAAGCUCCGGGUGUUUAUUGCGUUGACUGGUUGUGAUUUUGGACUCGGAUGCUCCUCUUGUAUCUAUGGGCUCGGUAGGCGCAUCUUUCGCCUCCCGAUAAAAAAAUAACGGGCAGGGCUGCCUUGUAAUCAUUAUUAUUCUUUUUUUUCGCACCCUCGGCGCUACAGCGUUGGGAGAAACCUGAUCUGGAAGCCGCACUUAUCAUGGAUUAAUGCCCGAGUGAAUUUUCAUCUGAGAGGUUCCCAAUGUUGAACAUGUCCACCCCCAGCGAGCUGAAGUCUCCCUGCGUGACUCGCAAUGGCAUGGUGAAGUUACCCCCCAGCCAACCCAAUGGCCUGGGCAGCGCCAGCAUCACCAAGGGCACGCCUGCUGCCAAAAAUCGCCUGUGCCAAUCCUCCUCUGUGCCCUCCAUCCUGCCCCCUCCCCCCUCCUCUCUCCCCUAUCACCACCACCACCACAUGGACGGUCCUGGUAUGCCUCAUUCAGCAGCCUCUCUCUUAGGCCCUGAUCUGGAACCUGGAAAGCCUCUGGUGGGACUGAAGCCAUCCCUUCAUCAGCUGCCCCCCCUAACCCUCCCCAAACCCAUACUGCUUGAGCGACAACUUGUUCUGGAUGAGAAGCUGCUCAACCGACUCCUCUGGUAUUUCACCACAGCUGAAAAGUGUGUGUUGGCGCAGGUUUGCAAGACAUGGCGCAAGGUGCUGUACCAGCCCAAAUUCUGGGAGGGCGUAACACCCAUUUUGCACGCCAAGGAGCUGUAUACCCUGCUGCCAAACGGAGAAAAGGAGUUUGUGAGUCUGCAGGCCUUUGCUCUACGUGGCUUCCAGUCUUUCUGCCUUGUGGGUGUGUCAGACCUAGACAUUUGUGAGUUCAUCGACAACUACCCACUAUCCAAGAAGGGAGUCCGCUCUGUCAGUCUCAAGAGGUCGACUAUCACAGACGCUGGUUUGGAGGUCAUGUUGGAACAAAUGCAGGGUCUCAUGCAUCUUGAACUGUCAGGCUGCAACGACUUCACAGAGGCGGGCCUAUGGUCCAGUCUGAACGCCCGGCUAACUUCACUCAGCGUUAGUGACUGCAUCAAUGUGGCAGACGACGCCAUUGCUGCUAUCUCCCAGCUUCUGCCGAACCUGUCGGAGCUGAGCCUGCAGGCCUACCACGUCACAGACACAGCCAUGGCCUACUUCACAGCCAAACAGGGCUACACCACCCACACACUGCGGCUUCACUCCUGCUGGGAGAUCACCAAUCAUGGUGUGGUGAACAUGGUGCACAGCCUUCCCAACCUAACUGCCCUCAGUCUCUCCGGCUGCUCAAAGAUCACUGACGAUGGAGUGGAGCUGGUGGCUGAGAAUCUGCGCAAGUUACGCAGUCUGGACCUGUCCUGGUGCCCUCGGAUUACUGACAUGGCCCUAGAGUACAUUGCCUGUGAUCUGCAUAAACUGGAGGAGCUGGUGCUGGACAGGUGUGUGCGGAUCACAGACACUGGCCUCGGCUAUUUGUCCACCAUGUCGUCUCUAAGGAGUCUCUACCUGCGCUGGUGCUGUCAGGUGCAGGAUUUUGGACUGCAACAUUUGUUUGGAAUGAGAAGUCUUCGUCUUCUGUCUCUUGCAGGCUGCCCCCUGCUGACCACCACAGGCCUGUCGGGCCUCAUCCAGCUGCAGGAGCUGGAGGAGCUGGAGCUGACCAACUGCCCCGGGGCCACGGCCGAGCUCUUCAAAUAUUAUUCCCAGCACCUGCCCCACUGCAUGGUCAUUGAGUAAGAGAGGAGCGACCCACCCCACCGACUGAUCGACGACCGUCAUACUUCAACCUUCCUCCUCUUUUACUCUUCCUCACUCUUUUCCAAAUGCCAACCAGGAGACCAAACUGCUCUGACUGCGCAAAGUUGUUCCUCAUUACCUGCCCCUCCCCCUUCUCGCCUCGCCCCGUCUUCCUCCACACCCAACCGAACAGACUGACCGAUAGGUGGACAGAGAGGCAGGAAGGCAAUAUGAUGGUAUAUGCCAGACCCAGAGGAUGAUGGGAUGGCGUUUGAGUUGCAUUAAAGAAGAUGCUGGAGUGAAAAGCUUAGUGUGACAUCUUGUUUGACAGCAAGUUUCUUUUUCAGAAUCAAGAAGAGGGGUUUGGUUUGAAGGGGAGGAUCUCUGAACACUUAAAUGAGUUUUUUUUUCUGAUUGGAUCCUAAAGGGAGUGAUAUGCACAGACCCAGAUGCAGUGUUAAGGAACGAGUGUUUAAGCUGAUAUGGUGGAACUCACAUGUGCUCAUGGACUACACUCUUACACAUACUGUAUAUGGUAAGUGAACAAAUGAAGUCCUCAAGAACCUGAGUAGUAACAUUUCUAUUCAGUCCACUCUGUGUAAUAUAACUGCUGUAAUUCUUUACUCAUCAAAGGUUCCGUUUUCUCUUGGUUAGAGACACACACAUGCCAGCUGGAACUUCUCUUUUCCUCCUUCCUAUGUGUCUGGAGGUUGUGUCAUGGACUCACAGGUUCUCACCUUUUUGGGAUGCCAUCACCUUUUUCCAUUUCCGUGUCUCAUCAGAAAUCAAAAAAUAAGGAAAUCAAAAAAUUUUCAUAAGACCUGUUUACAUUGGUUUUUCAGUAUUGGCAUUUUACACACUUGAUCGAUUCAUUGUUUUGCAUUUUCUCUCCCUUCUCUCUCCUCCCACGUCUUUGCUUUUUUGGAUACAUGAUUUAAUUUACAGAUCUGAAGUAGAAGCUAUCGUAAACUGUGAAUGUUGUGUUUUGUAAAUGGGAAAUGUUCAGCUGAGGUAACACAAACAAGCAGUCAGUCAAAUGUAAAGCAGAAGAGUACGUGGAACACAUUUGACUUCCAUUCUGAGGAGGUUCUACUGAGGACAUUUUUGAAAUGAGUCAUUGAGAGCAGAGGGACUUUUGCUUCAUGCAUAUGGUGUUUUUGUUUUUGGUGAGGCUAUCUAAUUUUGGAAUUCAACUAUUUGUUUCUUUUCUUCUUUUAGAUGCUGAUAAAAACUGUUUAGUGUCUGAAUUGGAACUGUAAAGGUUCUGAGGCUGCUAAUGCUUUGUAUGAGGGAUCUACUUCAAAAGUCAGAAAGGAAACUAAAGGGAUUUCAGUAUUUAUUAUUAGAAUAUUAAUUACAGUAUCCACCACAGGCCAGGAUCAGAAGUGAACUGGACCAUUUCGUUUGGGUUAUUUAAAAAAAAAAAAAAAAAAACAACUUUUUUUUUUUCCCUAAUAACCCAAAGUCUGGCCUUUGUCUUUUAUAUUGUUAAAUCUACAGUGUUAAAGUGAUGGUUUAACCAAGCUUAGCUCAUGGUUGUCGAGGGGAUCAUGUUACUACUCCUUUUAGAAACAAAUACACAGUAAUAAACGUCUGGCUUCCAAGAACUGAACUGCAAAACAAUGGAAUAUGUUUGCUUUGCCCCAUUUAUAUCUUUAUCAUGUUUCUCUCUCUCUCAGUACAUAUAUCCACAUUUCAAAUCCAGAUCAACAUCUAUUGUGCAUACCUCCAAAGAGAACAUUUUAAUUAAACACAGUAUACACUGUACAUACACAAAGGAUAGCUUUAAAUGUUACAGUAAGUCAUUUUUAUCUUAAAUUCAAAUUAGUAUUCCCGAUUCUGUGGAUCCAUAUGAAGACAGAGGUUCAACUCUCUGUCUCAAAGAUGCCUUUGUUUUCAUUUUAUGAAUUGUUUUCUAUCAACAGCACCGGAGGAUCUGAUAUGUUAGUGAAAAUCCGAUUUACUCACCAAAGUGAGGGAUGAGAUCAAAGAAUACUACAACAGAUCUUGACUGUCAUAAGCAGUCAGGACAUCAGACAGAACAGGAUAGAAUAGAAAACAACAGAGGAAAAGUGUCAUUCUUAAUGAACGCAUGGUAUGGUCUGUAAUCUCCCCUUACCCCUGCGUACCCCACCUCAGACAUCCAUAUAAACUGAGCUAAGCAAGGCUAAACUUAGCAGUCAACAGCCCUACUAUGAAAAAAAAAAAGCAUCCAUACGUCUAGAGGGAGGAAGACAUUAAAUGUGGAAACACGCUAUUGCUGUUCAAAGGUUAAAAUGAUCUUUCAAUGCAAGUAGUUGUGUUUUUUUUCCUACUCUAAAUGAAAUGGAAGAACCCAGCAGCGACCCCCCCUUUAUGCCUACUGCGUGUCCUCAGAUGUGCUAAAUGCCAACUGAAGGGAUUGGGUCAGUCUGUGCAGGUAUUAGGUUGUGCCAAAUGCAUCAGCAGCAGUGCAUUAAAUGUGGCUGGUUGCCUGUAGCUCAUUUCUGACUGAAACAGACUCGGUCUGUACGGAUACGGUAGACCAUGCAUGUUUUUAGUUGGUCUGCCUUUUUCCUUGUGAAGGCUCACUCUACAGGUUGUUCUGCAUCUGUUCAUUGUACAUACAUAUAUUUAUUUAUCUAUUUAUUUAUUUAUUUAUUUAUUUAAAUUGAUUUGUGUCUUAUUUAAGUGGUUUAUUUAUUGAAGAGACAUUUUUCAAAGGAUUGUGUGGAACUUGUUUCAGAUUUUAUUUUAUUUCGAUUUUACUUUAGGACACUUUGGAUCCCUAAAAGAAAUAUCUACUUAAUAGUCUCUUAAAAUACACAUUUUUGAGACACCAGUGACAAUUAACAUCAUUAACACUGACUUAAAACUUUUAAGUCUUCAUAAUGUGCAAGAGUAUAUUUUCCUCUGUGCAAGUGUGUGUCAUCUUUGUAUUGCUUGUUAGAUUAUCAUUAGAAAUAAGAGGACAAAUAGUGGCUCUAUUCACUGUACCUGUCCUGAAUGUGGCAGCAAAAUACGGAGUGUGAUAUACAUAAAACCAUUUAAAGCCUAAGAUUGACCUAUGUCAUGGCUAAGGAAUGUUUACACUAUCCACAAUGAUGACAAAGGGUACCAUGUCUGAUUUGAUGUGCAAGAUGAACAAUCUAUGGAAGCUUAUUAAGGACAAAAGUGUUAAAUCCAUCAACACUAACAUGAUCCAUAAGCUUUUACAUUAUACCUGCACUUACUGAGCCUUUAGUUUGGGACAGAUACAAACUUAAUGGUUCCAUGAUAGUCUAUACGAGGACCUUGUGAGAGCAUACACCCAUCAGCCCUAACACUGGGACUGCUGACAGGUCAAGUGUUAAUGUUGAUUCCCUGGUUGCACUAUUUGUUCUCAAUGGGUGGAAUAUAUUCGGCAAGAAGUAAAUAUUUAGUCAUGGAAGGUGAAAUGUUGCUAGCAGGUAAAAUGGACAAAUGCAAGGAAGCUGUUCGUAUCCUCAUGCUGCCCAUUUUGAUGCUCUUGUGAACAUAUUCCACCAAUUGAAAGAUGCCAUUCUAACAAGAUCAAUAAUAUGACCUAGUCACCUAUCAGUGGUCACAACACUAUGGAUGAUUUUUGUCUGUAGCUAAUUUAUGACAUCAUUGUUUAAAACUUACUUAUUUUCAAUAAUCCAUUACACUAUUGUGUUAAAUCCUCACCUUUCUAAAAUAAUUGCCAAAGCCUUUUUUUUUUU